Messenger RNA from Parascedosporium putredinis, 1803 nucleotides. NCBI's taxonomy places the organism in Eukaryota, Fungi, Ascomycota, Sordariomycetes, Microascales, Microascaceae. The record is from the annotation of a GenBank genome assembly.
AUGGCUUCCGAAGGUGGCCCGCGGGGCUUGCCACGAGCUACCUUUGCGAAACUCUCGCCGCACCCUUAUCUCCUCGCCAACCUCGAACCCUCCGACGAAGGCACCGCUCCAGCCCGAAGCAACGGUCGUGCACCUCGCGCUGCCCGCCCGCCCACCGUCAACAACUCUAGCCUCACACACGCCAACGGAAGCUCGCUCGUCCGCUGCGGCGACACCACCGUGAUCUGCGGCGUGCGCGCCGAGACCAUAUUGACUUCCGACAUACCAAACUUUAGGCCGUCAAACCGGAAAACCGAGCUCAAGGAUUAUGACCUCCUCGUCCCCAACUUGGAGCUGGCCACCGGGUGCUCGCCCCAGUUUCUCCCAGGCCAGCCUCCCACCACGCUUGCCCAAACUCUGAGCACCCGCGUCUAUUCGCUGCUCCACGCGUCCAAGCUGGUCAGCCCCGACGAUCUCAGGAUAUGGUACACAUCGCCGCUCGACGACGAGGACGACGCCAUGGCGGUCGGGGACGAAGAGGAUGAAUACGCGGCCGGGGACAGCAAGAAACUGGUGGCAUACUGGGUGCUCUACAUUGACGUGUUCUUCAUCUCCUUUGACGGGAACCCUUUGAUGCCGCGCUCGGUGGGACCCCGACUCGGAGAGGAUCGUUUGUUCUCGGAUGACCCCGUGCCUCUCACCAUCAACGGUAUGCCCAUCGCAUCCACUGCCGCCAUUUUCACAGGCAAAGACACAGACAGGCCGAGCGAUGGCAAAUUCUGGCUUCUCCUGGACCCGGAUCGGCUAGAGGAGUCGCUCUGCGACGAAGCCAUUACCGUCGUCGUGGACAAGAGCGGCGGCGAGACAAAGAUAUUGAGCAUCACGAAACACGGAGACACGAUCUGGGAUGUUGUCAUCUGCGGGACGGGGCUCCAACAGGCCCUGCUAGCACUUGCACUCUCUCGUUCCGACAAGAAAAUCCUUCAUGUGGACCCAAACGAGUAUUACGGCGGCCCUGAUGCGGCCCUGACUCUGCAAGAGGUUUCUCGCUGGGUGCGAGACCAUGCCGCAGCAGACAAGGAUGGCGUCUUCAAGUCUGCAUCCAUUAUACAGGCCCCGGAGUCGGAUAGCUUGCCAUCUCGAGCCUAUUCCAUCUCCCUCUCGCCGCAAAUUAUCCACGCCCGAUCGGCGUUGCUCUCGCAGCUCGUAUCAUCCCGCGCGUACCGCCAGCUCGAGUUCCUCGCUGUUGGGAUCCCAUCCACCCGGGAGGCCGUCUUCCUGAACUCCAAGAUUCCCGUUAAAGCCAAGCGUGCUUUGAUGAAGUUUCUCAAGUUCGUCUUGGAUUUCGAGUCGGAGUCUCAGACUGGAUUGUGGGAGCCCCAUGCCCACAAGCCGCUUGACGGUUUCUUGGAGUCCGAGUUCAAACUCGACAAGUCUCUUCGCGCUUAUAUCAUCACUUUGACUCUAAGCCAGAGCGGCGAGAUCUCUGUCAAGGAUGGCCUCGCUAUUAUUCACCGCCACCUAAAUUCCAUGGGAAUGUAUGGGCAGGGCUUCGCUGCUCUCUACCCCAAAUGGGGCGGUACAUCUGAAAUCGCUCAAGUAGCUUGCCGAGCCGGUGCGGUGGGCGGUGGUAUUUACAUGCUCGGCAUGAAUAUCAAAUCCCAGCAUGCAAUUGCUGCGGAUGAAAAUGACGGAGCAUCCCUCGGGGUUGAGCUGGACAACGGCAUCACCGUCAAGGCUCGCUCCCUCGUCCGUGGUUGCGAUGAAAUACUCGCUUCCAAGGAGACGGUGAGCAGGCUGGUGGCCGUGAUCGAUUCCCUCUGA